This is a messenger RNA of Amborella trichopoda, 1596 nucleotides long. The record is from RefSeq and is a predicted model, not a curated record. Lineage: Eukaryota; Viridiplantae; Streptophyta; Magnoliopsida; Amborellales; Amborellaceae.
CCCUUAUCCCAUCUUGGACACCGUCUCCACCACUCCUUUUUGUGCCCAGACACUGAAGAGGAGCCAUUGCAACAGCGAUUUGUUUCGGAAAGAAAGAGAGAGAGAGAGAGAGAGAGAGAGAGAGAGAGAGAGAGUAUUGUUCAGAGAGGAUCGAUCGAAGAGAGAGUAUUUGUUCAGAGAGAGAGAGAGAGAGAGAGAGAGAGAGAGAGAGGGCGGGAGAGGCCAUGGCUUCCAACCCCACCCUCAACACCUCCAUCCACCCCUCCCUCUCCUCCGCCUCCAGAAAACCCAACCCCCUUUCUUUCCACCCCCACCUUCACCUCUCCACCACCCCUCGAAAGACCCUCUUCGCUCAAUCCUCCGCAGCCCCAUCUCUCUCCUCCCCCACCUUCGACCUCAAGACCUACUGGAAAUCACUCAUCUCUGAGAUCGAUGUCCAGCUCGAUGCUGCCGUCCCCCUGCGCUUCCCUUCAGUAAUCCAUGAGGCCAUGCGCCACACCGUGCUCUCGCCCGGGGCCAAGCGAGCAUCCCCCAUCCUCUGCAUUGCCACAUGCGAGCUCUUUGGCGCCCCGCGCUCCCUAGCCCUCCCCACUGCGUGCGCCCUCGAGAUGAUCCAUGCGGCGUCCCUCAUCCAUGACGAUCUCCCCUGCAUGGACGACGCCCCUGCCCGCCGCGGCCGCCCGUCCAACCAUGCCGCCUUCGGCAUGGACAUGGCCAUCCUUGCUGGUGACGCCCUCUUCCCCCUCGCCUUCGCCCACAUCACCAACGCAUACUGCGCCGAUCAGAAUCACAACACCACCCUUUCAUACACCUCGGUGCUUCGGCUGGUGACAGAGAUCGCCAGCACCGUAGGGGCUCGCGGGAUGGUCGAGGGACAGUUCCUGGACCUGCACAGCACCGCGCUCGGGGCCCUCGGGGGAGUGGCAGGAGAUUAUUUUGAGACUGAUAUCAUGAAGGGUCGAGAGCUGGUGGAGAGGAUUGUCGAGAAGAAAUUCGGGGUGAUGGCGGAGUGCUCGGCGGUUUGUGGCGCAAUCGUGGGCGGGGCCAAUGAGGAAGAAAUGGAACAUUUGAGGAGGUAUGGGAGAGCGGUGGGGGUUUUGUACCAGGUGGUGGAUGAUAUAAAGGAAGUGAGAGGAGGGAAAAAUGAGGAGGGUGGAGAGAAGAAGAGGAGCAGGGCGAGUUAUGCGAGGGCUUACGGGGUUCAGGGGGCGAUGCAAUUGGCGGAGGGUUUGAGAGAGCAGGCGAAGAGAGAGCUGCAGGGGUUUCAUGGAGCUGGGGUUUUGCCUCUCUACAGCUUUGUGGAUUACGCCAUUAACAGGGACUUCGAGAUCUGAUGUUGUUGCUUUGAUUUUGGGCUUGCGAUUUUGCUGUUCCCAAGUUCAAACCUAAACAGGGCUUCGUAGUCGCUGAGCAUUACCCGCGUUCUUCUUCUGUCUUAGCUUGUUCACGAUUGAUGGCUGCUUUUUUGCUCUUUUUGGAAUAUCUACGCCCGGAUCAGGACCACCAAGGGUAGCUUCUUUACCUUUUGGGAAGGAGGUUCUACAUUUUUUUUUUGUUUUUAUUUUGGCGAGAAAAUUAUAUACAUAUAUUCUAAAC